Emiliania huxleyi CCMP1516 is the source of this 5085-nucleotide messenger RNA. RefSeq lists its product as hypothetical. NCBI's taxonomy places the organism in Eukaryota, Haptophyta, Isochrysidales, Noelaerhabdaceae. Bases 1 to 5085 code for a protein of 1694 amino acids. Gene Ontology annotation, cellular component: microtubule plus-end; spindle pole; kinetochore. The transcript is spliced from 17 exons. Gene Ontology annotation, biological process: centrosome duplication; establishment or maintenance of microtubule cytoskeleton polarity; mitotic spindle organization. Gene Ontology annotation, molecular function: microtubule plus end polymerase activity; microtubule plus-end binding. The record is from RefSeq and is a predicted model, not a curated record.
AUGGAGAUCGAGAACGACGUGACCACGGCCAACGGCUUCGACGACGUCAUCCCUUCGUCCAUCAAGAGUGACUUCAACGUCGCUGAGCACGCCCAGCCCGAGUCGGACGACCUGAGCGGCAAGCCGCUCAGCAACCGCCUAGUGGCGACGGCGCCCGCGGUCCGCAAGGCCGCGUACCUGGAGCUGGCGGCGAUUCUCGGCGGCGAGAGCGGGCCGCCGGACGCGGCGGCGGCGGCGGAGCACGCCGACCACAUCCCGCGCCUCCUGGCGGACAGGGCGCCGCUCUGCCACGAGGGUGCGCUUGACGCGACCGUAGCGUGGCUCCGCGCCGCGCCGGCCGAGGCGGUGGGGGCGGCGGCGGGCGCGGUGGCAAAGGCGCUGAUGGAGAAGCACGCGCCGGGCAAGUACCAGCCCAAGGCGAUCGCCGCCCUCCUCUCCCUCCUCCGGCGCGGAGGCGCGGAGCCGGUGCAGUCGGCGCUCGAGGCGGGCGUCAGGAGCAAGGCGCCAAAGACGUGUGCGGCGGCGCUCAAGGCGUCGGCGGAGGCGCUGCUAGAGUGUGGCGCGGCCGCCUUCGACGCGUCGCCGCACCUCAAGCAGCUGCCCGCCCUGCUGCAGCACCGCGACAAGAGUGUGCGCGAGGAGGCGGCCGCGCUGGUCGGCGCAAUGCGGCUCUGCCUCGGCGACGGCGCGCGGCUUCACACCUGCCGCUCUCCACGCCGUGUGCUCGCGCAGCUCAAAGGCGCGCCGGAGGACCGGAUCAACGCGCUGCGAGAGGCGCCUACCGGCGCAGACCGCCGUGGACGGGCGCCGCUGCCAGAGCCGCGCGCGCCGCUCGAGACGGACCCCUCCUCCACGGCCACCGACCCGACUGACACCGGCGCCGGGGCGCCAGCCGGGGCGGCGGCGGCUGCGGCGCCUCCCGUGGCGAUGCCUCCCCUCGACCUGCUGGCCAAGCUGCCGAGGUCGAAGGGGAGCAAGGAGCCUGCCGACGCGUGGGAGAAGCAGACCCUCUCCGACAAGUGGUCCGAGCGCAAGGCGCCGCGGCCAGACUCGCACCCGACCACGCCCUCUGACCACACGCCCUCUGAAGCUCGCACCCGCUCCUCCCUACCGCCGAUACACACCCUCUCUCGCCCUCCCUCCCCACCUGCGGCGGCCGACCUCGUCGCGUCGCUGCUCGAGGGGCAGAGCUCGCUCAAGCCGGCCGGCCACGCCGACCACGGGCUGGUGCUGCGGCCGCUCAAGCGGCUCUACCAGGACGCCAACGUCAACGUCGCCGCCUCCGCCAUUAAAGCUACCGGAUUGCUCGCGGGCCUGCUCGGGUCCGACUUUAGCGCGCUUGCGCGGCGGACUGCGCCGGCGCUCCUCGAGAAAGGCGCCGACAAGAAGGCGGUCGUCGCCGAGGCGGUGAGGGGCUGCCUCGCCGCCCUCUCGACCGGCUCGUGCCUCACGCUGGCCGAGGCGGCCGAGCUCGCCCUCGCCGCCAUGAGCAGGAGCACAAACACGCAGCUCCGCUCGACCGCCGCGCGAUGGCUCGCGGCCGCCGUCUCCGCCGCCGACGCCGAGGGGGUGGGGCGCGCCCUCGACGCCCUCGACGCGCCGCUGCAGCUGCUGGAAGAGGACGCGACGGCCGAGGUACGCGCCCUCGGGCUCGAGGCUGCGGCGGCCGUCGGCCGAAAGCUGCCCUCGGAGGCCGCAGGCGCGUGGCUCGGCCAGAUGCCGCCCAAGCGAGCCGAGCGCGUCGGAAAGGCGCUCGGCGGUGGGAGUGGCGGCGGCGCGGCGGCGGCUGCUCCCCCCAAGCGGCCGUCAGGCGAGGCGGCGUCUUUGAAGGCGCCCGCGGCCGCGCCGGCAAGGGCGCCCUCGGCGGCACCGGCGCGGCCAGCCUCGAUGACGGCGCCGAGCCAGCCCUCUGUGGGCGGCGGCCGCUCUUCGGGCGCGGCGGCGGACGGCGCGAAGAAGGGCGGCGCGCCGCGUCGGAAGAAGGCGUCCUCCGGUGGCGGCGGAGGCGCGGGCGAGGAGCGGUGGCGCGAGCCCGACCUGCCCUCCUCCGACGACCUGCCGCCCGCCCUCGAGUCGGAGGAUUUGCCUCCUGCGGCGGUGCGGUCGGCGAUGGCGGACGCAUCCUGGUCGGCGCGCGCGCAGGCUCUGGGCGAGGUUGCCGCACAGGCUGCCGGCGGCGGAGCGGACGCCCUCUCGCCGCUGCGCGCGGAGCUGCUGCUCUGGCAGCUCGGCGCGCUCCUCGCCAAGGAGAAGAACGAGCAGGUCGCCGCGCGCGCCCUCGAGGCGGUCGCGGCGGUCGCGGCCGCCGCGCCGCUCGUGGCGCGCCGCUCGGCCGCUCGCGUCGUCGGGCUGGCGGCGGAGAAGCUGGCGGCGAAGAAGGCGAAGCCCGCGGCGACGCAGGCGCUGCUCUGCCUGAGCGAGGCGUGCGGGCCGAGUUGGGUGCUCGCGCAGCUGCAGGCGGUCGCUCCGUCGCACAAGAACCCGAAGGUCUUCGGCGAGUCCCUCGCCGCCGCCACCGCCAUCCUCGCGGCCUUCUCCACGCCCGCCCUCUCCGCUUCCGCCGCCAUCCCUGCCUUCGACUCGCGCGAUGCGUCGGUGCGCGAGGCGGCGCACAAGCUGGUGGUCGCGCUGUGCGCCGCUGUCGGCCCCGCCCUCCUCCAGUCACCCCUCCUCGCCGACGUGCGCGAGGUGACGCGCAAGCAGCUCGCCGCCGAUGCGGCCAAGUUGAGCGGUGCGCCGGCGCCGCCCGCCGCCUCGCGCUUCUUCAAGCACUCCGCCUCGUGCGGCGGUGGCGGCGCACCCGACGGUGGCGGCGGUGGCGGCGGCCAUGGCGGCGGCGGCGCGGCAGUCGAUGAGCUGAUUCCCCGCGUCGAUUUGCUCCGAGACAAGGUGAAGGCCGACACGAUCGCGAAGCUGCGCUCGGGCGCGUGGAAGGAGCGCAAGGAGGCGCUCGACGUGGUCGCCGCCGCGCUGAGCGAGUCGCCUCGCCUCGGGCCGGUCGUCGGGCCGCUGCUUGAGGCGCUCGCCCCGCGCGUCGCUGACAAGCAGCAGGUCCUCGCCAUCGGUGCGCUCAACGCCAUCGGCGCGGUCGGGACUGGCGUCGGCAAGGCGGCGGCCAUUCGCGAGGCGGCGAUGGCUGCGCUCGAGAGGUGGGUGGCAGAGGUCGAGGCGCAGCUCGGCGAGCUCGACACCGCCACCGCCAAAAAGUUGCGCCCCGCUGUGGCCAAGCUCUGCCGCAAGACCGCGUCGCCCGCCCCUGCCGGCGAGCCCGCCGCGCCGCUCCCGCCACCCGCGAGGGGACAAGGGCCACCCGCGAGGGCCGUUUCUCUCGCGCCAAAGCCGUUGCGUGCCGCCGCGGCGGCCGGUCGGAAGGACGUGUCCGAGGAUGCGUCCGGCCGAGCCGCGACCAGGCCGGGCCUCGCGCGUUCCUCCACGUUCGGCGCGCUGCCGGCCUACAAGAGUGCGGCGCAGCUGCGCGCGGCCGCGGCUACCUCGGCCACGGCCGCGCCGCCGCCCGCCGCGUCGCCUGCCGCGCCUCAAGCCGCUCCCGCGGUAGCACCGCCCGUCGCAGCGCCGCCCGCCGCAGAGGCCGCGGACGCAGAGGCGCGCGCCCCUGCACCGCGCCCCAUGCGGCCGCCUGCGGCAGCGGCCGAGCGAGCCGCGCCGGUUUGCGAGGGGGGACGGGCCAGGCCCCCUCCGACGUCUCGCCCCACCGAGGCGGCGGCGGCGAGCAGCAGGGCCGUCGAGUCUGCGCCGUUGGGAGGCAGGGCGGCCGCCAGCUCGAGCGCGCACACGCCCCGCAAGUCGGCGGCGCGCAAGGGCCUCGCCGACGACGUGUCGACGGUUGGCUCUCAGCGGUCCGCCGAGCCGGACGUCCUCCAUGCGCUCACCGCCCUCUCCAAGGCGGUGGAGUCGUCCCCCGAGGCGGUGGCCGACGUGCUGCCACCGCUCUGCGAGGCGCUCUGCCUGCGGCUGCGCUCCGCGCUGCGCGCGCCGUCCGCGUUGCCGCAGUGCAAGAAGUCUCUCCAGCUGCUCAUCGACCUCCUCGGCUGCGUGCGGCUCGUGGGCUCGCUCGAACAGCCGCAGAUCCGCCUGCUCACGGCGCAACACCUGCUCGAGUCGCUCAACUUCAUCAUGUUGAGGCUGCUGCAGCACUCUCCGCGCGGGCCGACCCUCUGUGCGCUGCUGCAGUUGCUCGGUGAGAAGGCGGCGCUCCCCUCGCAGCGCGAGCUGUCCGCCCUGGUCCUCAAGUGCCUCGCCAAGCUCAACAAGACGCUCGGCGAGACGGAUGGCGCGUCGGGCGAGAUGGCGCGCCAGAUCGACCUGCCGCCUGUGGUGCACGCCCUCGCCUCCCUCCGAGCGACUAUCACCGCGGCCGAGCGCGACGCGCCGACCGAGCUGCUCGCGCAGAUCCGCGCGUCCUCGGACGCAACGCUCGCUGCAAUCGUGGAGGUGCGCAGCGCCGAGGUGCUCGGCUGCCUGCACGGCGAGGUUCGCGGGGGCGCGACUCGCACGCCGCGGAGGGCGAAGGUGCCCGCCUCCUUCGCGCCGCUGCUCGUGCAGGUCCACGCCCACCUCGGCAUGCCACCGCCGUCGCCGGCCCGCCCCCGCUCGCGCGCGAGCGCGAUGACGCCCUCCUCGCUGAGCGCCGUCCUCCGGACACCGGGCCGCUCCUCCGCCACGCCGCGCUCCCUUGCCAAGCCGGAGGCUGCAGGAGCGGCUUCGCCUCCGCCGAGCCGGCGCACAUCCUCCCGCGCAGCGACGCCAGUCCGGCCGUCCGACAAGGGCACGCCGCGCAAGCCUUCGGCACCCGCCACGCCGGGCGGGUCGGCGCGCCGCCAGCUCCUCAGCAACGAUGCCGCCGCCGACGCCACGGAGGCCGCGGGCGGUCCGACUGUGAUCGCUUCUGCGCUCGCCAGGCUCGACGAGAUGAAGAAGAGAUACAACAUCCCCGUGACACCUGCGCGCGCGCACGCCGCCGCCGCCGGUACUACCACCGCUUCGACGCCCAGUGCGGCGGCGGCGUCGAUUCAAAAGGCUCGCGCCAAGAUUGCAAAGCACGAGCAAGAGGCGCAUAAGCUGUGA